Solanum lycopersicum (tomato) is the source of this 981-nucleotide messenger RNA. Its product is annotated as proteasome subunit beta type-3-A. Gene Ontology annotation, cellular component: proteasome core complex, beta-subunit complex; proteasome core complex. NCBI's taxonomy places the organism in Eukaryota, Viridiplantae, Streptophyta, Magnoliopsida, Solanales, Solanaceae. Gene Ontology annotation, biological process: proteasome-mediated ubiquitin-dependent protein catabolic process. The record is from RefSeq and is a predicted model, not a curated record.
UAUACUCUUCUUAAUUUAAAUCCCCAAAAAUUCAACAUUAAGGUCCUUGCACAAUUGAAGUGUUCUUCAAGCCAUCAAAAACUCAGUCUCUCUUCAUUAGCAAAAGCACUUUGCGAAAAACUUCGAUUCGUUUCUCUAAAAUCACUCUCCAAUGUCGAUCUUUGAGUAUAAUGGAAGUGCUUUGGUUGCGAUGGUUGGGAAAAACUGUUUCGCUAUUGCGAGUGAUAGGCGUUUUGGAGUACAGCUGCAGACAAUCGCUACUGAUUUCCAGAGGAUUUAUAAAAUACAUGACAAGCUUUUUAUUGGACUUUCUGGCUUGGCUACUGAUACUCAAACACUGCAUCAACGCCUCAUGUUCCGUCACAAGCUAUAUGAGCUUAGAGAAGAUAGGGAUAUGAAGCCCGAGACCUUUGCCAGCCUUGUAUCUGCUAUGCUUUAUGAGAAAAGGUUUGGUCCAUACUUGUGCCAACCUGUAAUUGCUGGAUUAGGAGAAGAUGACAAGCCUUUUAUUUGCACAAUGGACUCUAUUGGAGCAAAGGAGCUCGCAAAAGAUUUUGUUGUUUCUGGCACUGCAUCUGAAUCACUUUACGGUGCUUGUGAGGCCAUGUACAAGCCCGACAUGGGACCGGAAGAAUUGUUUGAGACCAUCUCUCAGGCACUGUUGUCAUCUGUAGACCGUGACUGUUUAAGUGGUUGGGGAGGACAUGUUUAUGUUGUGACACCAACUGAAGUGACAGAGAGGAUCUUGAAGGGAAGGAUGGACUGAACACUUGUGGGGUGCUAUACUUGUUCACUAUUGCAUUUCACUGGGAUGACAUUUCACUUGUUUUGAUGAAUACUCAACAUUUCAUAUUUGAUGUUAUCGCAUCGACUUCUCUCCAAGAUUGUUAUUUAAUAGAUUCAGUUGUCUGUCACUAAUGGAUGUUAACAUUCUAGUUAGUUUACAAUCCUCUAUUUGAGCAUCCCAACGAAUUUCUGCUG